Molecule: messenger RNA, 4400 nt
Organism: Tachysurus vachellii
Lineage: Eukaryota; Metazoa; Chordata; Actinopteri; Siluriformes; Bagridae
Gene: nudt3b
Product: nudix (nucleoside diphosphate linked moiety X)-type motif 3b
Exons: 5
Coding region: 226-762 (178 amino acids)
Biological process (GO): diadenosine pentaphosphate catabolic process; diphosphoinositol polyphosphate metabolic process; diadenosine hexaphosphate catabolic process
Cellular component (GO): nucleus; cytoplasm
Molecular function (GO): diphosphoinositol-polyphosphate diphosphatase activity; bis(5'-adenosyl)-hexaphosphatase activity; bis(5'-adenosyl)-pentaphosphatase activity
Source: RefSeq, a predicted model, not a curated record
ACUGGCGCAGAGCCGUUCGCAGCCAAUCAGCUUGCGUGCGCGGCGUAGCGGUUUCAGUAAUGGCGUCUGAGGCUGAGAUGCGCUUGGCUUUAGAAAAAUGAAGCGUAGAAGAACUUACUUCUUACACUGAAAACGCGGGGUUUCCUUUCGUGAACUUUGCGUGUGAAGCCGUAUCAUCUCCCGGAGGUUUGCGCUCUUAUAUUAGCCAGUUCCCGACGUGCCGAGAUGAUGAAGCUAAAGUCUAACCAAACUCGCACCUACGAUGGAGACGGGUAUAAGAAGCGGGCCGCCUGCCUGUGCUUCAGGAGCGAGACCGAGGAGGAGGUGCUGUUGGUGAGUAGUAGCCGACAUCCUGAUAAAUGGAUUGUGCCUGGAGGAGGGAUGGAACCCGAGGAAGAGCCCAACGUUGCUGCUGUUCGAGAAGUGUGUGAAGAGGCCGGUGUCAAGGGCACUUUAGGGAGACUAGUAGGAAUAUUUGAGAACCAGGAUAGGAAACACAGGACGUAUGUGUAUGUUCUCAUUGUAAAGGAAGUACUGGAAGACUGGGAAGACUCUGUAAACAUUGGGAGAAAAAGGGAAUGGUUUAAAAUAGACGAUGCAAUACAAGUGUUGCAGUGUCACAAGCCAGUGCAGGCCACCUACUUUGAAGCUCUACAAGAGAGCUGCCUGACGAGCAACGGCACUCCGCUAGUGGCCACGAUAGCUGAAGACCUCUCACCCAGCUACAACAUCAAUCAGAGCUCUGUCUCUGACAUCAGAUAACUAACACACAACACUGACACUCCGGAUGCUUCCGCCACCACUCUCGCUCUUAUUCUUUCAGUAUUUUUUUUUUUUUCCUCUUUCUCUCUUUAUUUCCUUUUCUCUUAAAAUACGGUUUGCCUUGCCAACCCUUUUUUAGGUGCCAGAUAGGUGGCACAAACUUGACAAAGUGUUGGGUAAAUAUUCAAAAACAUGUUUUGUAAAUGUAAAUUCAAUGUUUGUUGCUCUCUACUCUGAUUUAUUUUUUAUUUUUUUUCCCCCCUUUCUCCUCUCCUUAAAAAUGGACAGUUGCAUGAAACUCUCCCGCCUCUUACUCCUUUUCCCUUUAGUGCCCUCUGUGACCCAAGUGUGAGGUUAAAUGAAUGCAAGAACUACUUUUUACUGUUGUGAUGUAAAUACACGUAGCCUAGUGCUUAUGCUUGAGGCUUUCAAUAUUUUUUACGCAUCCAUUUUUCUCAUAUGUGAGAGCGAGUGAGCAUGUAUUUUGUGUGAGUAGUGCGAGUAUGUGUUUAUUCUCAGAAACCAUCUCCUUCCCCCAGCAAUGAGAAGGAAAUACUUAGUUGCCUGAACAGAUGGAUUUGGUGAGAGGUCAGUUGGUUUGCAUGAGCACUGAUAUUUAUUUGUCUUACAAGUUUGGGAUCUGAAGAACUUUCAACCUGUAUUUGGUGUCAGUAGGUCUUUUGAGUGAUUUCUUCCUCCCUUUCUGCCCUUCUUGCCAUUUUGUAAAUAUCUUAUGGGUUGACGAAAUACACACCCUGGUUUAAUUAUGCUUGUUUCUUUACUAGAGUGGUGCCUAAAUGUGUGAGAACACCGACUUUUACGUGAUAGUAAAACCUCCAAAAAUGUUUACAAGGCCAGCAAUUAUUGGAAGCAAGCAGGGAGAGCCAGCAGCACAUGAAGAUAACUGAUGAGUUUUGUGCACUGUUCGCAUCCAUUCAUGCUGUAACAUGUAUAGCUGAUGAGUCCUACAGGUCCAGGAAUUUCAAUUUCACCCCUCAGAACCACUUAAAUCAAAAUGCGGGACAUGGUUGUAGAGUUUGAGGUGACAUUUGUGAACAUUGGAGGAUUCAACAGGACAGCUUCUUGGGGAAAAUAAACCUAAUAGGCACAUAUCGAGUGGAUCCCGCCUUUUUAAUUUAUUAGUGUCUCAGAUUACGGAGCUCUUUAUUGGACCUGGUAGGUCGGGCCAAUGUAACAGUGAAAACUAACUAUGGGCCUGUUAUUGAGGUGCUUUUUCUAUUUUGUUUGGUGACAUGGGAAAACCCUUCACAUUGUUAGAUUCUAAUAUAUCUGUUUCCUGAACUGAAAUAUGCUUUGCUCUUGCUUUCUAUCACAAGUCAAACCUGCUCAGACCCAAAAUCAGAGAUUUUGGAUUCUAUUAAAAAUCCAUUAAAAAGCACUUGCCUCUAUAUUUCUAAACAAAUCUUUUUUUUUCUUCUUUUUUUUUUUAAAUAAACAAAACCAAUUUUUGAUGAAUUUAUCUUGUUAACGCUGGUGGGGAAAUAAUUGCAGAUUAAUUCUGUAAGUUCUGUUGGGAAAAUUUGACACGUGUCCAUUUCAGCAUGGCAUUUAGCUGUUGAACGAUCAAAGCAGUAUUGACUGCGAAGUCAUCAAACUUACUAGCGAAGUAUUAGACAUCUUUAAACUGAUCACAUUUCCCAUUGCAUUUGUUAAACUGGCUCUUUGACAUGAUCUUUGAAGACCGCCAAGGCAAGGUAGCCUAAAUAAAAGCAUUUCUGUGUCAUAUUUGUAGAAUUUUUAUUUAUUUUUAGAGUAGAGAUGUUGGUAUAUUAGUGUCAUUAUAAAGCCAAUUUGAGCUUUUUCUGAUUAAUUCAGUCACAGUAAUAUCCGAAGGGUUUUCCCAGACCACCACACAUGUAUCUUAGAAAUUGGCAGAGGAUUUAAAAUAAAAAAAUCUGAUUUUAUCUUCAGAACAUUAAAGGCACAUUUUAGUUGGUUCAAAAACAGUUCCUUUGAAUGUUCCAACAGAAAACCCACAUGCCUUAGUCAUCCAACAGAUUAUUUUAAGCUUGUAAAAAGGCUAAUGCCAACUGCAUGAAGGCUGAUGUGGCCUCUUGUACCAUCUUGAUUUGGAUGAGAUGGUUUUAUUUAUGUAUGUUGAUCUCUGCAGUUUUUUUCCUUCAUCUCUUAAAAGAUUCGUUGGCACCUCAAUCAAGCACUUGCGUAUCUGCUUGACAGGAACUAUAACGUGCAGAUUAUAAAAACAUUGCAGAGAUAAACAGGGCUUGUAUAACUGAGACCUUGUUUCAUAAAGUUAGAAAUGUAGACUGUAACCCUCCCCUCCUUUUAUUCCUCAUAUUUUCUUUUUGUCUAGUAAGUUGUCUUAGCCAGGCUGCUUACUGCCCUUCUGAUGGCAUGCAGCAGUUGGCACAAUACUGUGAAUCUGGAGCCACUGUAGUUAGCCAGACUUUUUUUUUUUUUUUCCCUUCCUGUAUAGACUAAAUUCAAAAAGUCAAAAUACAGUAUGUGGUUAUUCACGUUGGGUAUGACGAUGGUACGCAGAGUUUCUGGUGAAUGACUAUGGAACUGUUCAAGCCCCCAAGCAUGAUGUUUGGGAAUGUAAUCUUUUUGGGCUGUUUAGGUUGCUGUAGGUGCAGGUUUACAAUGUUACUUGUAGCCAUUUGCAACAUUUCCUUCAACUUCUUUGUUCAGAUCAGAUUCUAACAAUUGUUAAUCUGGGUGUAAAUGUAUAGACACGCAAAUUACUGAGCUGAUCAUUUCACUGCUCUUAAAAUUUUUUUGAUUACUUCUGAGCACGCAAGAAAAUAAAACCCAUCUGCAUGGAGGCAGAAUCAGAAUCAGAAUCAGAAAGAUCUUUAUUGCCAGGUAUGUUUUCACAUACGAGGAAUUUGUUUUAGUGAUAGAAGCUCCACAGUGUAACAGGAUGACAUUGACAAGACAGAAACACAUAUAUAGACAGUUUGUAUGUACAGUGGAAAAAAUGUGCAAUUGAAAUGAACCAAUUCAUGGAUAUGAAUAGAUAUGACAGGUUUGUGUUGUCUUCAUGUAACACUAAAAUCACCUUUUUAGAUUACCUAAUAAUAUAUUUGGGUUCACAAUUACAAGAAGUCUUUUUUUUGGCUAAAGGCUACAGACUUGAUGGGAGUCUUAAGAAUGUCCCAAAGCACAACCAUUUGCAUACACAGAAAUGUCUGAUUGUAUGAUUAAAGAUUCAUUUUUAUUAUUGUAUGUCGUGUAAAAAAAAAGUUGGAUCUUUUCCAAUAAAAAGAUCCAGCUCUUGCUAAAAAGCAAAAGGCUUUACCAUUUUAAAAAUUGACCGCCACACACCGUUCACACUACUGCGCCUUCCAGCACAGAGCCAGUGUCAUGCAUUAGACCCUGAAUGUAAACUUGUUUAUAUAAAAUCACCAGCUUGAUUUAGUAAAUGUUUUAAACAAAACCUACCCUCAGAUUUGCUACUUGCUCCAAAAGGGAAAAAAAAAUGUCUGCUGCCUAUAAACACCUACAUCACUUAUACAGCCCAUAAAGCUGUGACUUUUUUCAGUUUCAACAAACAUACCUGUAACAUUUGCGUGGUGAUUUUGGGAUUGUGGAAUAUACCAGUAUGAGAAUGUAAUAUAAAUGUGCCAACAAAUAAACAUCAGUAUUUCACCUAA